Molecule: messenger RNA, 3690 nt
Organism: Hypoxylon trugodes
Lineage: Eukaryota; Fungi; Ascomycota; Sordariomycetes; Xylariales; Hypoxylaceae
Product: AHS2-domain-containing protein
Exons: 11
Coding region: 1-3690 (1229 amino acids)
Molecular function (GO): metal ion binding; ATP binding
Source: RefSeq, a predicted model, not a curated record
AUGUCGGCUCUUACUCGUGUACUCAUCGCGAAUCGUGGUGAGAUUGCAGUGAGAUGCAUUCACGCAUGCAAACAGCUCUCCAUCACGAGCAUUGCUAUCUUCACUUCCGCUGAUGCAGGUUCACUCCACGUCCGUUUGGCCGACUCCAGCAUCUUGCUGGAGGGGGAAGGACCCCGAGCAUAUACCAAUGUGGAUGCGAUUCUUGAAAUAUGUCAAAAGUAUAGUGUCCAAGCUAUCUUUCCGGGCUAUGGUUUCUUAAGUGAGAAUGCCGACUUCGCCCGGCAAGUACAUGAGGCCGGGAUGGUUUUCAUCGGUCCUGAUAGCGAGGCGAUCCAUAAUAUGGGCUUAAAGCACGUAGCCAGAGACCUAGCUGUUGCGGCGGGCGUCCCUGUCAUCCAGGGCUCGAGCUUGCUCGAAAGUGCGGAUCAGGCGUUAGGCCUAGCACGGAAAAUCGGAUUCCCGGUGAUACUCAAGGCUUCUGGCGGCGGCGGAGGUAUGGGACAGCAAGUAUGCCAAUCCGAAGACGAAAUCCCAGCAGCGUUCGCUCACGUGGAGAGUCGCUCUCGAGAGCUUUUUGGAAACACUGGGGUCUUCAUGGAAAGGUAUUAUCCGUCAAGCCAUCACAUCGAAGUUCAGGUUUUCGGUAACGGAUCUGAAGUCAUUCACUUCGGGGAGCGCGAAUGUAGUAUCCAGAGGCGCCGCCAGAAGGUUAUAGAAGAGUGCCCAAGCCCCUAUUUGGUAGAUAAGCCCGACCUACGCGAGCGACUUACGUCUUGCGCUCUGACUCUAUCGAAAUCAAUCAAAUAUCGUUCGGCAGGGACUGUAGAGUUUCUUGUCGACGAUGAGACCGGCGAUUUCUUCUUUCUGGAGAUGAACACUCGCUUACAGGUUGAGCAUGGUGUCACAGAGCUGUGCUACGGCGUCGAUCUCGUCAAUUUGAUGUUACGACAGGCCGAGUACCAACUUGCGGGUAAGGACGGAAUCCCUUCAAGUGAGCUUCUUGGAAUACAGAAGACUCUGGAGGGAUCUGCAAUUGAAGCUCGGGUAUGCUCCGAGAACCCCGCUGAUUCAUUUCUUCCCGGAUUGGGCCAUGUUCAAUCUGUCGCAUGGCCUGAUAAGCAUGCGCGGGUGGAUACAUGGGUACAACUCGGGACUUUCGUGAGCCCCUAUUUCGACUCCCUGGUAGCCAAGGUGAUCAUUCAUCGCCCCACGAGAACGGAAUCAAUCGCUAUGAUGCAGGAGGCCCUCGGCGCAACACAAAUUGGUGGAUUAGUCACGAAUUUGACAUUUCUGGAAUCCAUCAUAUCUUCAGCUGCAUUUGCUAGUGGCAGAACUCUUACCACAUUUCUGGAUUCGCAAUUUACUUUCCAGCCUUCAGGAAUCCAAGUCAUCAACCCUGGCGCCUUUACCACGAUCCAACAGGCCCGACCGCGAACAAGGAAGGGUUAUGGCAUACCAGCAAGUGGUCCGAUGGAUGAUUUAUCGGCUUCAAUCGCAAAUCUGCUUGUCGGGAAUGCAAUUAAUACAGAAUGUCUCGAGAUCACGGCAAACGGGCCUGAGCUACGGUUGCAUAGCGCAUGCAUCGUAGCUAUUGCAGGUUCGCCGUUCGCUGUGAAGUUGAAUGGAGAGCCCAUAGAAAUGUGGUCUAGAAUCGUUGUAAAGCCGAAGGAAAUACUUAAAAUAGGGGCGUCCGCCACACCCGGGGGCCGAUGUUAUCUAGCAAUCAAAGGGGGACUUCCAGGGGUGCCAGAAUGGCUCGGAUCCAAAUCCACUACUCCUAGCCUCGCUCUAGGAGGCCUACAAGGGCGACGGCUUCAACCUGGUGAUUUCUUCGAAGUAGAACAUUUCGAAAGCUCCGAUCUUCCCAACUCGUAUCGACUUCCAGAGCAAUUAAUCCCGCCAACCGAUGUGAAGACGAUAUAUGUGACACAUGGGCCACACGACUCCGAUGAUUUGAUCACGGCCUCCGGACGAGACACUAUUUACUCGACCGAGUGGGAAGUGGAUUAUAACUGUAAUAGAACAGGUAUUCGUCUAAUUGGACCGCAUAUCGAAUGGGCUAGAUCGCAUGGAGAAGAGGGUGGAAGUCAUCCGAGCAAUGUAGUGGAUUACCCCUAUCCUUCACCAGGUGGGGUCAAUUGGACUGGUGACAGUCCGGUCAUAUUUCCUCAAGAUGCACCGGGAUUAGGUGGCUUCGUUUGUUCGUCUACGGUUGUUUCGGCGGACUUAUAUAAGCUGGGCAAACUCAAGCCCGGAGACAAGAUGAGAUUAACUCCAAUCGCUUACAAGUCCGCUCGAGAGUUAGCCGGAAAAAAGGCGAAAUUCCUUCAAAUCAUUGCAGGACAUGUCUCCAAUAACUCUUUAGGGGUUGAUCGCCCGCUGUCUCUUCUGAAUGUGGAAGAGAAGGUAUCUGAUACGGAUGCAAUUUUGCAGGUCAUUCCCAGUAGUAACGGGGGUCCGACACUCACACUUCGUCAAGGCGGCGAUCGCUUUAUUAUUAUCAACGUCGACAUACCCUCUAAAAAGGUCGGUCUUGACACAUCGGUGGCAUCGAAUAACCUUGCUCGGGCCAUUCAGAGCGCCAAUACGCCAGGGACAUAUGUGCACAUCAAUAUCAACUCUGUGAUGGUAGAGUACGAGCCAGAGAAGAUCGCUCAAUCGGACGUGGUGCUUCUGAUCAAGGACGCCCACCAACGAAGCAGCAGCGUGGAUGAGCCCUUGGUAGCUCGCCGUUUCAUUCUUCCUAUUGUAUUCGACCAUCCCUCUAUUAAUGAAGCAGCGCUUCGUUAUACGACUAUGCAACGGGACAAGGCCGUGUACGUUCCCGAUAAUGUCACCUACGUACAGGAGAACAAUGGUCUUGCAUCUCGAGACGACGUCUUCAGUAUCCUUCGCAAAACCCGAUUCCUUGUUAUUACCGUUGGUUUCAUGACGGGCUUACCGCUGCUAUGGCCCCUAGACCCUCUCGCACGGCUUACUUCGCAGAAGUAUAAUCCCACGCGGAUUUCUACGCCCCCUGGAACCGUAGGUCUUGGUGGAGGGCUGUUCUGUGUUUACCCCGCGGAUCAACCUGGAGGUUAUAUGAUGCUCGCCCGGUCAAUUCCGGUUUGGGACAUAUACGCGCUACGGCCAGGUUUCAGGGAGGCCAAACCCUGGCUAUGCGAACCGUUCGACCUAAUCGAGUUUCAGGAGGUGAGCCUCGAUGAAUACACGGAUAUCCUGCGAAGGUUCGAGGCCGGGACGUACGAAAUACAGAUUGAAGAGACCAAGUUCAAUGUCCGAGAUGAACUCGCCAAAGAACACGAGGCCGGUAACCUUCCGAACGUAGUGGAAUUCCGUAAGAAGCAAAUCGAGGCAGAGGAGCAGAUGCGCCUCCGCGAGGAGAAGUUGCUUGCUGAGUGGCAGGCUGAUCGGGAGAAUGCUCUUCCAAAUAUCCCGCUGGGGUCAGGGGACCAACCAGGAAUCAAGGUUGCAUCGCCUCAAGUCGGGAAAGUGUGGAAGGUUCUCGCCAAGCCUGGUGAUAUCAUCGAAAAGGAGAAGCCACUUGUGGUUCUUGAGGCUAUGAAGAUGGAAAUUCCAGUAGCUGCAGAUGAGUCUCAUGAUGGUCUUGUAGUCAAAGAACUUCUGGUUCAGGAGGGGACAUUGGUGUCGCCUGGGACACCGCUUGUACUUCUCGAUAAGGCUGAUUAG